GAGAGGCCACGUUCGUUUACUUUCUCGUCGCCCAAUCUCUACGGUCCAACUCUCCAUUUUUUAUUAUAAAACAAACGAACCCUCUCUCUCUCUCUCUCUCUCUCUUUGCUCUUUCUUCUUCAUUCUGCGGCUGCUUCCCGUCGCCCAUAGACUUCCUCUUCCCAAGUUUUUGCUUUCUUUUCCGCAGGCUGAUUCGAUUCGUUCAGAGAGAUGGGCAGCGGUGGAUUUUCAUGGAAACUGGCCGAUCACCCGAAGCUCCCAAAGGGAAAGGUCGUGGCGUUGGUGGUCUUGGAUGGUUGGGGGGAAGCCAAUCCCGAUCAGUACAACUGCAUCCACACUGCCGACACCCCCGCCAUGGAUUCCCUAAAAAACGGUGCCCCUGAUACGUGGAGAUUGGUGAGGGCGCAUGGUAAGGCCGUAGGGCUUCCCACAGAGGAUGACAUGGGGAACAGUGAAGUAGGUCACAAUGCUCUUGGUGCUGGGAGGAUUUAUGCUCAAGGGGCAAAACUUGUUGACUUUGCUCUCGCAUCUGGGAAAAUUUAUGAUGGAGAUGGUUUCAACUACAUUAAGGAAUCCUUUGAAACUGGCACAUUGCAUUUGAUUGGGUUAUUGAGUGACGGUGGUGUUCACUCCCGACUUGAUCAGUUGCAGUUGUUGCUAAAAGGUGCCAGUGAGCGCGGUGCCAAAAGAAUUCGUGUUCAUGUUCUUACUGAUGGUCGAGAUGUUUUAGAUGGUUCAAGUGUAGGAUUCGUGGAGACCCUUGAGAAUGAUCUUGCAAACUUACGCGCGAAGGGUGUUGAUGCCCAAAUUGCAUCUGGUGGAGGUCGCAUGUAUGUGACAAUGGAUCGUUAUGAGAAUGACUGGGGUGUUGUGAAACGCGGAUGGGAUGCCCAAGUUCUUGGUGAAGCUCCUCAUAAGUUUAGGAGUGCUCUUGAAGCUGUCAAGAAAUUGAGGGAGGCUCCUAACAUGAGUGAUCAAUACCUACCACCUUUUGUUAUUGUUGAUGAACAUGGGAAAGCUGUUGGUCCUAUAGUGGAUGGUGAUGCUGUUGUGACUAUCAACUUCCGAGCAGAUCGAAUGGUUAUGCUUGCUAAGGCACUUGAAUAUGAAGACUUUGACUUAUUUGAUCGUGUUCGGUUCCCUAAAAUCCGGUAUGCUGGUAUGCUUCAGUAUGAUGGGGAGUUGAAGCUCCCAAGCCGGUACCUUGUUUCUCCUCCAGAGAUAGAGAGGACAUCUGGUGAAUAUUUAGUUCAUAAUGGUGUGUGCACUUUUGCUUGCAGUGAGACUGUCAAAUUUGGUCAUGUCACUUUCUUCUGGAAUGGAAAUCGCUCUGGGUGCUUUAAUCCAGAGAUGGAAGAAUAUGUGGAAAUUCCUAGUGACUCUGGAAUUACAUUUAAUGUGCAACCAAAGAUGAAGGCUUUGGAAAUUGCUGAAAAGGCUAGGGAUGCUAUUCUGAGCCGCAAAUUCCACCAGGUACGUGUUAACCUACCUAAUAGCGACAUGGUAGGCCACACGGGAGACAUCAAGGCCACAGUUGUGGCUUGCAAGGCUGCUGAUGAAGCUGUAAAGAUGAUCCUUGACGCAAUUGAGCAAGUGGGUGGAAUAUAUGUUGUUACUGCUGAUCAUGGAAAUGCUGAGGACAUGGUGAAGAGAAACAAGAAGGGGGAGCCUCUUCUUGACAAGAGUGGCAACAUUCAAAUACUUACCUCUCACACUCUACAACCAGUGCCUCUUGCGAUUGGAGGACCUGGGCUGGCACCUGGUGUAAGAUUCCGGAAGGAUGUUCCUGAUGGUGGGCUUGCCAAUGUGGCUGCGACUGUGAUGAAUCUGCAUGGAUUCGAGGCUCCUAGUGAUUAUGAGACAACCCUAAUUGAGGUUGUCGAUUGAUGGCGGCUAUUUGAGAAUACUUUUGAGUAAUGUUAAAUUUUGUCUGAGAGCUUGUAGAUUAGGCCAUGUGUGGUAAUGUUAAAUAAAGACCUGAGUGGAGUCACCAGGCAACUUCAUUCCAAUCUGUGUCUGAUUCUAAGUUGAUGGAUGAAUCGAAUCCUGUGCUAUUAUUUAUUGAUACCAUCUAAUUUUGAACUU
Messenger RNA from Diospyros lotus (date-plum), 2085 nucleotides. Its product is annotated as 2,3-bisphosphoglycerate-independent phosphoglycerate mutase. Lineage: Eukaryota; Viridiplantae; Streptophyta; Magnoliopsida; Ericales; Ebenaceae. Gene Ontology annotation, biological process: glucose catabolic process. The record is from RefSeq and is a predicted model, not a curated record. Gene Ontology annotation, cellular component: cytoplasm. The transcript has 10 exons. Gene Ontology annotation, molecular function: manganese ion binding. Bases 211 to 1887 code for a protein of 558 amino acids.